Messenger RNA from Coffea arabica (coffee), 1401 nucleotides. Its product is annotated as deacetoxyvindoline 4-hydroxylase. NCBI's taxonomy places the organism in Eukaryota, Viridiplantae, Streptophyta, Magnoliopsida, Gentianales, Rubiaceae. The record is from RefSeq and is a predicted model, not a curated record.
AAAUUACGCCUCAAAUAUAUCAUCCUGUUCAAGCCAUAUCGAAUUUGCAGCAGAGGCGAUGACAGAAUAUGAUCGAAGAAGUGAACUAGAAGAGUUUGAUAAUACAAAAGCUGGAGUGAAAGGACUUAUAGAUGCUCAGUCAACGAAAAUACCGCGCAUAUUUGUUCAUAAUGAGCUCAAGCUUGAAGAUAACUCAAGUCAAGGGAACUGUCAAUUGAAUGUUCCUGUAAUUGACUUUGCAGGAGUGAAUGAAAACCCAGAUUCUCGUAGCGAAAUCAUCAAUAGAGUAAGAGAGGCAUGUGAAACUUGGGGCUUUUUUCAGAUCGUCAACCAUGAAGUUCCUCUAACUGUUAUGGAUGAAAUGAUUGAUGCUGUUAGAAGAUUCCAUGAGCAGGACAUCGAGGCGAAGAAGCAAUUCUAUUCACGCGAUGUGACCAAAAAGUUCUAUUACAAUUCGAAUUUUGAUCUGUACCAAACUUCAGCAGCUAAUUGGAGGGACACUCUAUCUUGUAUAUUGGCUCCUGAUCAACCUGAUCCUGAAGAAUUGCCAGCAGUCUGCAGAGACAUCCUCCUUGAGUAUUCGAAACAUGUAACCAAGCUUGGGCAAACUCUGUUUGAAUUGCUGUCCGAAGCACUUGGUCUUAAACCGGGUUACCUGAAAGAUAUUGGUUGUACUGAGGGACUUUUUCUUGUUGGACAUUACUAUCCAGCAUGCCCUGAGCCUGAGCUAACACUUGGUACUAGCAAUCACACAGACAGUGGCUUCCUUACUCUGCUUAUACAAGACCAGGUUGGUGGCUUGCAAGUACUCCAUCAAAAUCAAUGGAUUGAUGUCCCUCCCUUGCAUGGAGCUGUAUUAGUAAAUGUUGCAGAUCUUUUACAGCUAAUCACCAAUGACAAAUUCAAGAGCGUCAAUCAUCGAGUACCAGCUAAAAGAGUAGGACCUAGAAUUUCAGUAGCAAGUUUUUUCAGAACACAUUUUGGCGAAGGGUCUGAACAACGCAUAUAUGGACCAAUAAAAGAAUUGAUAUCUGAAGAAAAUCCUCAAAUCUAUAGGGAAAUAUUUACAAAGGACUACCUCUCACUUUACUACAAGAAAGGGCUCGAUGGGACAUCACCAUUAUCAUACUUUAAGCUGUUGAAGUAUUGAGAGCCAUGUUUCUGAAAUAAAAGUCAGCUUUACAAGCUACUAGUUUCAGUUACAUAUGGUCUGUCCUGAGAAAGGAUCAUGUUCCUCGAACUUGAUGUGAUUUCCACAAGGUGGUGAGUAUGCAGCCACUCAUCCAAUUCUAAUAACUUAAAUAUAGAGGUAUGGUGGCUGUGUUUAUUGCACUAGCAUAUGUGUGAUAGCAGAUUUUGGACUAUGAAUAUAUUUGCCUUUUCCCCGUGUCUCAAUUACCA